Pneumocystis murina B123 is the source of this 2001-nucleotide messenger RNA. RefSeq lists its product as hypothetical. The record is from RefSeq and is a predicted model, not a curated record. Gene Ontology annotation, molecular function: ATP binding; protein kinase activity. Lineage: Eukaryota; Fungi; Ascomycota; Pneumocystomycetes; Pneumocystales; Pneumocystaceae. The transcript has 5 exons. Gene Ontology annotation, biological process: protein phosphorylation. Bases 1 to 2001 code for a protein of 666 amino acids.
AUGUAUGCGUCAGAACAGACACGAAAACGACCAAGUCUUGGGCGAUCAUCGAAUCGCUUAGGAUCGACGUUUAGAGUCCCAUUUCUACGUACUCGAAAACAUAUAGAAACAGAUGGAGAGGUGGAAAGGUCUACAGUUGUUUCCCAUUCAGUUAAAACACCAUUAGCAACAGAAUCAACGGAAUUAAAUCUUCAAUUCGGACGAUCACCGUUAAAACGAAGUGAAAGAGUUUUAAUUGAUUCAACAUUUGUAUCGCCAAUUGCAAAGCGGAACGCAAGAUUUGUAUCGUCAGUGACUACACCAAAGCAUCUUACAAAUUCUAUAUUGAAUCAUUCAAAAGGGUUUGAAUUGACUACACCGAAUCCGACGAAUAAAUUAAGGAAACAUGUUUCAGUAGAGAAUUUUAUAGCGCCAAUUCUUAAGGAAUCCCCUUUUAUAUCGAAUAAACAAUCUUCUGCAUUUUAUUCAGCUUUUUUUUCUAACGGAAAACAGCCUCAUCCACUUUCUCAUACAGAAAUGGCAGAAGAAAUACCAGGAAUAAAGGGAGGAAUGUCAAUUUCUACACGGCAAACGUUUUGUACGCCUCAGGACUAUCGAUUGGUCAAACCUCUUCAGACAGUAUUUAUGUCAACUGGACUUUUAUCGAAACGAAAUCGACCUCAUUCGGGUACAUCAAUUCUUCCACCGGAAACACCCUGUAAACGAUCUGUUACGUUUGAUGUUUUACAAACUCCAGUAACACCUGUAGCAGGACCUACAGAUACGUCUUUUUCAUCACAAGAAGAAAGCUUUGAAGGCAUUGAUUUGAGUUUUUUAUAUAAUAGUAGUAGUUCAGAAUUUGAUUGUCCAUUAACACCAACAAAGGGUAUAUUUCUUGAUAGUGAACGCUUUGGGAAGCGCUGGAAAAUUGAUUCGAAUCCAACUGAUCUUUCUUUUUUUCAUCUUUCUAAGGUUCCUGAGCAUGGUAUAUUGUCAGAUACUCAAAGUUUGACGAUUCCAUCCAAUUGUAUGAGUUUAAAAAAAUUGGAUCCACCUUCUCCUAGUUUAUUAACAUCUCGUUUUCGUAAUGUUGAACUUGUGGGUUCGGGCGAGUUUUCUCAGGUUUAUGAAGUGCAAGAACGAGAUGGUUCUUCUAAAUUUGCUGUAAAGAAAACUAAGUUUGCAUAUUCCGGUCUAAAGGAACGACAUCGACGGCUUGAAGAAGUAAAUAUUUUGAGAAAAUUGGGAACUCAUGAGCAUAUUGUAAAAUUAUUAGAUUCUUGGGAACAAUCCCGAUAUUUAUAUAUUCAAAUGGAGUUAUGUGAUAAUGGAAGUUUAGAUAUAUUCUUACAAGAAUAUGGAAGAUUAGCAAAACUUGAUGAAUUUCGUGUUUGGAAAGUAAUGACUGAGCUGUUAUUGGGUCUUUCACAUAUCCAUGAUAGUGGAUAUAUUCAUUUGGACCUAAAACCUGCUAAUAUAUUUAUAUCAUUUGAAGGAAUUUUAAAAAUUGGCGAUUUUGGAAUGGCAUCUGAAUGGCCAGUGCCAGAAGGGACUGAGCGCGAGGGUGAUCGAGAAUAUAUUGCACCUGAAGUUUUAUCAUCACAACAGUAUGAUAAACCAGCCGAUAUAUUUUCAUUGGGACUAGUUAUUCUUGAAGUAGCAGCUAAUAUUGUCCUACCACAAAAUGGAGUAUCUUGGCAAAAGCUUCGUUCUGGUGACUUUUCAGAUGCACCUUGUUUAUCUUCUAAAAUAUAUUCUAUCGUACAAAAAGACAUAUCAGUACCACAAGAGCAAUCUGAACAUCGCUAUAUUGGUCAAGGAGGUUUGGAUCGUAUUGUUAAACAAAUGUUAGCUCCUAAACCUUCGGAUCGACCGACGGCAAAACAAAUUUUGGAAACAGAAGAAGUAACUUGGGUAAAUAAAGUUAGAAAGGCAGGUGCAAUCAUAUAUGAAGGAGAUUAUGGUCCUAUAAUUUAUUCAACAAAUGAUGAUAAAAAUCAAAAUUGGCAUCCUGUCACUUAG